AUGUCCUCAGAAAAAAAAGCAAAUCAUCGAAUUCUUUUUUCUCUCGCUUUCACAACCAUUAUAACUCUAAUUCAGAGACUACGAAGAACCGUAGCACUCAUGACGACGACGACGACGACGACGAGGAUAGCAGCGAUGCCAUUCCAACGAUGCGCUUCUUCUUCGGCGACGAGCUGUUCGUUUACGUCGUCGUCCUCGUCUGCUUUUUCGGGAAACACAAGAGCGCAAUUACAACAGAAAUUGUACCGGCGGCUGCCACAAAAGCGGUAUUAUUCUGCGAGCGUAUCCUCCGAACAGCAGCAGCAACAACAACAACAAAAGCAAACGUCGUCGUUUGCAGAUUUGGGCGUCCCGAAGCAAAUCGUAGAUUUACUGCGCAACGCGGGCAUCGAGAAGCCGUCGGUGGCGCAAUUAGCGGCUUUGCCAGAAUUGAUUGAUUUGAGGAAGCUCGGGGGAGAGGGCGAAGAGGAUGCUAAAGCGUGGAGUGUAUCUAUGCCAUCGAUUGCGAUGCAAUCGCACACCGGGUCCGGUAAAACGCUGGCGUAUUUGAUACCCAUAUUCUGCGACAUCUUGAGAGAAGAAGAGGCAAUGGAGAAGAUGGAUCGAAAUCAAAAGAGGCACGUGAACGAUGUUCGAGCGAUGAUUGUGGCGCCGUCGCAAGAGUUGGCGAUGCAAAUCGUGAGAACAAUAGAAACCGUGCUAGGACCGUACGGGAAAGAUAUUACGCAACAGUUGAUUGGAGGCGCAAAUGCGAGGCGGCAAGAGGAAGGUUUGAGGAAGAAGAGACCGUUUAUUGUCGUUGGAACGCCCGGAAGAAUUGCAGAAAUGUCUCGCAUGGGAGUGUUGAAAACGCACGGCGUGAGCACGCUCGUCAUCGACGAGGCGGACGAUUUGUUGGCGAGUAACUUUCGACGAGACAUGGCAAGGAUUAACGAACACUGCGGCAAAGGCGCGAAAGGCGGGAGGAGGACCAUCAUAUGUUCAGCUACUCUGAAGAAAGAGACGAUGGAUGCGUACGCGUACGUGGCACCUGAUUUGAAACUCGUCUUGGCAGAUUACGAGAUGAAUAAACCGGUUGAAUCAGCCGACGAUGAUGAUAUAAAUAAAACAAAAGACGACGGAAAAGAAGGAACAAAAGAAGAAAACAUUGACGAUGGAAAAGAAGAAGGAGAAGAAGAAGAUAUCGUCGAAAAAGCUCGAAGAGAAGCGCAAAUGAAGAAACAAGUCAUGAUCAACGCCGAAGAGCAACAAGUGAUGAAUCGCGGUGCGGUCGCGUUACCACCACACCUUCAACAUUUGUUCAUCCAGGCCGAUCUAAAUCGUAAAGUAGACGUGUUGAGAAGAGCCGUUCACGCGAUGGACGUGCAGAGAUGUCUCAUUUUCGUCAACUUUGGACGACGUUCGAAAGAUGUCGAAGGCAAAUUGUCCGCGCGAGGCAUGCCCGUAGCUUCCUUACACGGCGACAUGGACAAAAUACAACGAGAAAGAGUGCUGAAAAAGUUCAAGUCUGGUGAGGUUCGCGCGUUAUUAGUUUCCGAUUUAGCGGCGAGAGGUUUAGAUAUACCAAAUUGCGAUUGCGUCUUCAACCUGGAGUUACCCACCGACGAAGUCCAUUACGUCCACCGCGCCGGACGCACCGGGCGCAUGGGCGCUCCAGGUGUGGUCGUUUCCAUCAGCGAGCAAAAAGAAAACUUCGUCUUGGAUAAAUUUGCGCAAAAACUAGGCAUUGAAAUCGUGAAAGCGUCCCCUGAGCGCGGUCGAAUGAACGUCAAAGGUGACAAGGCGACGUUUUGA
This is a messenger RNA of Bathycoccus prasinos, 1794 nucleotides long. RefSeq lists its product with no specific name. NCBI's taxonomy places the organism in Eukaryota, Viridiplantae, Chlorophyta, Mamiellophyceae, Mamiellales, Bathycoccaceae. The coding region runs from base 1 to 1794 and encodes 597 amino acids. The transcript has a single exon. Gene Ontology annotation, molecular function: ATP binding; RNA helicase activity; RNA binding. The record is from RefSeq and is a predicted model, not a curated record.